CUUAAGUCCAGUGGGCAAGAAGUAAGAUCUUAACCAGCCCUGUGGAGAUACCUGAUUCUGAAAGAGUGGAAUUAGCAGUGAGGUUCUUUCAUGAGGAUUAAGCCUGAAGAAGAUUUUGCAGCAACUUACAUUGGUAAACAACUCUGAAUGUGUCUGAUGCAGGAAGAAGUGCCCAGACAAGAGGUUUUUUUGUUACAUGACUUCACAAAAAAUAGUACGAUGUCGGGUUGCUCACCAUUUAAGAUGCGACUAGUUCAUCUGGACCUGAAAGGAGCCCCACCGAGGGUCUGCUACCUCUCGGAGAUUUUCCCCCUGUUCCGUGCCCUGGGUGCAAACGGCCUCCUCAUCGAGUAUGAAGACAUGUUUCCCUACGAGGGCCACCUGAGGCUGCUGAGGGCCAAGCACGCAUACAGCCCCUCCGAAAUCAAAGAGAUCCUGCAUCUGGCCACACUGAAUGAGCUGGAGGUCAUUCCCUUGGUGCAGACAUUUGGGCAUAUGGAGUUUGUGCUGAAGCACGAGGCUCUUGCUCACCUCCGGGAAGUGGCACUUUUCCCCAACACCCUGAAUCCCCACAAGGCGGAGUCCCUGGCACUGGUUGGAGCCAUGAUUGACCAGGUGAUGGCGCUGCACCCGGGCGCCCGGUGGUUCCACAUCGGCUGUGACGAGGUCUACUACCUCGGAGAGGGUGAGGACUCAAGACAUUGGCUGCAGCAGGAGCCCAACACCAGAGCAGAGCUGUGUCUAUCCUACAUGGAGGCGGUGGCCAGCCACGUGCAGGCCCGGCACCCCACCACGACGCCCCUGGUGUGGGACGACAUGCUGCGGGACAUCCCUGAGGACCAGCUCUCAGGGAGAGUUAGAGGGACACGCCCUCACAGCCUCUCUCCACCCCCAGCAUCGAGGGUGCCGCAGCUGGUGGAGCCUGUGCUCUGGGACUACGGGGCCGACCUGGACGUCCACAGCAAGGUGCUCCUCGUGGAGAAGUACCGGAAGAGCGGCUUCUCCUGGCUCUGGGCCGCCAGUGCCUUCAAGGGAGCCACGGGGGCAAGCCAGGCCCUGACCCCCAUCGAGCACCACCUUAGAAACCACAUGCAGUGGCUGCAGGUGGCGGGCAGCGUGCCAGUGGACACGCUGCGGGGCAUCAUCCUGACUGGCUGGCAGAGGUAUGACCACUUCUCUGUGCUGUGCGAGCUGCUGCCCGUGGGAAUCCCGUCCCUGGCUGUCUGUCUGCAGGUGCUUCUACAUGGAGGCUUUGCCGAAAACGUUAAAGCAAGAGUGGAGAACUUUCUUGGGACUUCGAGCUUGGAAGCAACGGAUUUUAGGAGUGAGAGGGCCGGCUCCUUCCCUGGCAGUGACAUCUUGAACCUCAUCACACAAGUCAGCCUCCAUCUGUGCAGCUCCGUGGAUGCGCUGCUGGAGAGGGACAGGUAUGUGACCGGCUGGUUCAGCCCCUACCAUCGCAGGCGGAAGUUCAUCCACCCCGUCAUGAUCCAGCACAUCCAGCCCCAGGCGCUCAGUCUCCUGGCCAGGUGGAGCGUUCUCGUGGGGGAGCUGGAGGCUGCCCUGCAGCGUGUCUUCUACCCAGACGCAGUGGAGGAGUGGCUGGAGGAGAAUGUGCGCCCCAGCCUGCGGCGGCUGCAGGCUCUGCUGCAGGAUCUGGGUGAGGCAGCCGGCCCCAUGCCCGACUUGGGUCAGGACCCCUGAGGGGAGGGGCCUGUUGGCCUCCCUGCACCCUCAUCCAGCUGCACCCGGCCCCACGUGUACCUCCUGAGCCCUGGGCAGCCGUGCCAGCAGACAGCACCCACAGAAACAAGAGUAAACAUGGAAGGAAAAGACACUCUGGGCCUGUGCAGUGAUCAACAUUAGAACUUUAAUUCUUUCAAAAUAAAAAGGAGAGUGGAAGCCAGAAAUCUGAAAGACUUAGUUACUGGCCCUCACGAUGGUCUGGAGACCCUCCUCGCCCAACCCAGCCCUGGGAGAGGGGAGCUGGCCAAACACCCUCCCUCCUCCAGCCCAGGGGCAAACACACAAGAAACCAACCAUAGCUGUUUCACACCUUUUAAGAAAAAAGUAUUUCAGGUUUAACCAUUUAGAAACCUAACUUUGACAUGUUCAAAUGACCGUGUGCCCAAACUAAGGGCUGGCUGAUGGCCACCACUGGUAAGGGAGAGGAUCUCAUUUCUCUGGAGCUCCCUGGAAGUUGCUGUCUCUCACCCAGGCAGCCUCAGAACCCCUGGUCCAUGCAGCCGUUCCCAGGUGCACAGCCUCAUGGGUCCCUCACUCAUAGGUGCUCUGGGCAUAUGCUGUACCUCGGUGGAGCCUAGGUUCAGAGAAAGCAGGAGAAAACUAAGAGUGCAGUUGAGGGUCAGUGUGGCUGGCACCCAGACUCCACGAGGGUGGCUGCAGCCAGCUGCUCAGGUGCUGCUGAGGGGCAGCCAUGAGCCCAGCGAUUCUGGCCCCAAACACACAAGCCCAGCGCCAGAGUUCAAGAGAAGCUGGGAAUCUGGGUUCUGAGGGAUGGGUCCAGGUUUUUAAAUGAUGCACAAAGCUAGAAGAGAGAACUUCUGCCUACACUGGGGGCAGGGGCGGGGGGUUAUCCUCUCUGUGAGAGCCUGGCUGCAAUCCUGUCUGGACUCGAGAUGAGCCACCUGGGUGGACAGUGGUCUGGGGGUGUGGAAGCCUCAGGAGUGGCGGCCGCACACCAACCAGGCGUGCCCCUUGGCAUCCACCCUGAGCCCUGGCAUCUCCGCAG
Molecule: messenger RNA, 2752 nt
Organism: Physeter macrocephalus (sperm whale)
Lineage: Eukaryota; Metazoa; Chordata; Mammalia; Artiodactyla; Physeteridae
Gene: HEXD
Product: hexosaminidase D
Exons: 14
Coding region: 148-1704 (518 amino acids)
Biological process (GO): carbohydrate metabolic process
Molecular function (GO): hexosaminidase activity
Source: RefSeq, a predicted model, not a curated record